AGCAGGGGGACUGUUAACUUACCUGUACCUGUGGGAAGGAGUGCCACUCGUCAUCGUCCGACUCCAAAUCAGGAUCAACUUUUCCUUCUUCCAGCAGCCCGGAGAAGUAGAAGUCAGCCAGGACGGCUUGAAACUGAACGAACGACUGCAGCAGGACUCCGAGCAUGGAGCCUAUAACGUGUUGGAGCGAGGAGAGAGUCGGCGAGUGGCUCCAAGGUCUGGAUGCCCCCCUGCAUCAGUACUCUGUCUCGGAGUGGCAUUUGUCAGGCCUGGAUCUGCUCCAGUUGACCUCGCAGGACCUGGAAAAGCUGGGAGUCCAUAAGAUCGGACACCAGGAGCUCAUACUGGAGGCCGUGGAGAAACUCUGCUCUCUGACAUAUGGCAUGGGCGGGGAGACCCUGCGUGGUCUGACAGAGAAGCUGCGUGCUCUUGCCCACACCCUGCAGAUGGGCAUCCAGGGCCGCUGGCGCCUCAACCGCUCCGAAGGACAGAGCGCCACCAAGCUGCCUGCUCGGGUUCUGCAGGUUGUGGUGGAGCUCAUCACCUCUGCCAAAGGCCUCUUCUCUCUGCUCAACAGGCAUCAGUUUUUGCAGCUCAGUGGAUGCACCUCCACCAAGAACAUAUUCGACUACUGCAGAGAGCUGGGAGAAAUUGUCCAGAAGGAUACCACUGUCUAUGACAAGGAAAAGGACAUCAUCUCUGUAUGCCGUCAGUUGGUGGCGGUGUGCGACGAGAUCCUGAACUCCAGCCCUGAAGCACUUCUUACCCACACUGCCCAGCUUGAGAGUGUUGACUUAGUCCCUGUGUCACCUGGUGAUCAGCUGGGGAUUGAGAUAACGUCCACUGGCUCCAGUAACCACUACGUGACCGGAACUGCUGCUGAGCCGUCAACAGAUGUCUAUGUGAAGAUCUUGGCUGGUGAUGAAGUGAUUCAAGUCAACGACCAGAUAGUAGUCGGCUGGAGCAGAGCAAAUCUUGUGAAGAAGCUGCAGGAGAAUCCCAGUGGAGUGACUCUGGUCGUGAAGAAGAUCCCUGGGUCAACGCGACUCAGAGACCCAGUCCAGCAGACCUCCCCAACACAGGAAGAGGAGAAAGAAGAGAGGUCAGAGGAGGAAGACGAAAAGGACGAGGAGGAGAAUCCAAGGCACUCCAUAUUUGAGAGGGUAGCAGCAUCUGUCAGGUCCCUGUCUUUUAGGAAAGCCAUUCACGGGCCAGAGGUACAACAGCAGCCUAUGGGACAGGAGGAAUCAGAGUUGUCUUCAGACAAGGAGCUGGAGGGGAGUCUGACUCUCAAUUCAUAUCAAAACCAACAAAGGGGGUUGUCACCACUGACGGCCUCAGGGGAGUUUGAGGGUUUGGAAGGUUCAAGACUCUCCCCGAGGCUCUCACCAAGACUCAGAAACGACCAGUCACCGUCACCCAGAAGUCCUUCACCCCUGAACUUUGGGUUACUCAGAAGUGCUUCACCUCAGUCACCUGACCAGGAAAGAGGUAGCAUCAGUUCCUGCCCUGAAAUGGUGGGACACACGGGGAAUAAAGACACUAAGAAAAGCUCUACAAAAGGAAUGUCGACAGCUAUGAGUCGGCGUCGGGUGUCCUGCCGUGAGUUGGGUCGUCCCGACUGCGAUGGCUGGCUGUGGAAGAAGAGGAAGGAGAGCAGUGUCUUCAUCACCCAGAAGUGGCAGCGAUUCUGGUUUGUCCUCAAGGGGCCUUCACUUUACUGGUACACCAGCCAACAGGAUGAAAAGGCAGAGGGUUUGGUCAACAUAGCCAGCUACAGCAUAGAAAGCGCCGGAGAGCACAAGAGAAAAUACGUGUUCAAAAUGGGCCACCAGAGGUUUCAGAACUUCUUCUUUGCUGUCGACAAUGUCAGCGACAUGAGCAAAUGGAUUAACUGUCUGAUUACAGCCAUACAGAAGCACAAGAAGUUCAACGAAGGCCCUGACAGUGAAGAGGAAUGUUACAGCGAGACUGAAUCAGAAAGCGAGAGAUCUCCUUCACCCCGCAGAAGACACAAGAAAGUGCAGUCCAACACUCUGCCUCGCCCAAAGGGGAAGACGAACAAGGCAACAUUAUCGGGUCUUCCAACAGGGGGCGGCAAAGGAUCAGGCGUCCCAGAGGAUGAGAUGGGUAAGAUGUUAAACAACAUUAAGGAGGGAGGAGUUUCUCUGAUCGGCCACGAGCAGCCGUUUACGCACGACCACUUCAGGAAAUCAUUCAUUCGACGCAACAAGAACCCUGUCAUUAAUGAGAAGGCGCACACGCUCCGGGCCCUGCAGAGCACUCUGAAGGCAAAAGAAGCAGAGUUGCAGCAGAUCAAUAAGAUCUUAGAGGACUCUGAUCUGACAGCCUCAAAGUACCGCCAGUGGAAGGAGCAAAACGAGGAAUUAAUUCAAGAAAUCGAGAAACUGACUGCACUCAAGGCCUCCAAAGGAGAGGACGACGCGGCGGUGCAGGGCAUGCCUGCUGAGGAGGUUGCCUUGGAAACCGUCGCUAAGGAAACAGCCACGGCAGACACGGAAGGCGCAUACAGACUGAGCCUGAGCGACGGGGAGCAGUUAGUGGACGCGGAGCCGUCUGACGUUCUCCUGGAGAUCCCCCAGGGUUCUCCGGACACAGAGACCAGUCCAGUGUUAGAACUCUCUCUGGGGUCGCUGCAGGACUCAAUAAACAAACAGCUGAGCGAGAUGGUGGAGAGUGGAGAAGCUGCUGAGAACUACUUCUACAUUUAAGACCACGGUGGAACAGUCACACCACUGCGGAACUGCCCUGUUAAUGAAAAUCAGACAAAUGCAAGAUGCUUGUGAUGCGGCAGUGUGAGAGAGGUGCGCGUCAGCUGCUGACGUUCGCCCAAAAGGAUCAGUUAAAAGCUGCCACUAAAUCAACGCUUUAAUCAAGUAUGUCGGUGAAAUGCAUCAGUGCACACCUGUUUGUCUUUUUCUAUAGGAAACACAUUGAACCCAGUACUUGCUCACAACAAACAUGAUGAGUUUACAACAGAGAAAAGAACAAUUUGCCAAGUGUCAAUCUGAGUUCAGUAUAUAUUUAUAGGAUUUUAAGGCUGUCUUGUUAGUCUUAUGAUAAAAACUAUCAAAUAGAACUUUUCUUAGAAUUCACUGAGAAUUUGUAAUAAAAUUCAUGCCUCUUGUAAUGUGAUAUGUAAAUACAGUUUUACUAUAAAUACUGUACUUAUUUGUAUAUUACCUUAAUAAAGGUAUAGAUUUUAAAUAUUUUGCACAGAAAAUUCAAAACAGAAAAUUCGCUUUCACUCAUUGGAGCUCCUUUGUUGGUCAAGGUUAUGUCCUUGAGGCCUGCUGUGUACACCUGUGUAUAUGAACCACAUGGCAGAGCUGUAUGACCUGGUUCUGGUUCAGCGUUCCUUUUAUUGCCCAAGUUUGCCGUGAAUGCAGCAAAACAAGUGAAGACUCCUCAAGUGCUGAGAUGUCCGAUGUGACCCUGCUCCUUAUCGCUGUAAUCUUCCAUCAGCUUAAUAAAAAAGGGAGCGAGACGAUCACUGAAAUGUGUCGUGA
This is a messenger RNA of Seriola dumerili (greater amberjack), 3530 nucleotides long. RefSeq names its product connector enhancer of kinase suppressor of Ras 1 (gene cnksr1). The transcript is spliced from 21 exons. The record is from RefSeq and is a predicted model, not a curated record. NCBI's taxonomy places the organism in Eukaryota, Metazoa, Chordata, Actinopteri, Carangiformes, Carangidae. The coding region runs from base 165 to 2732 and encodes 855 amino acids. Gene Ontology annotation, molecular function: protein binding.